AUGGUUGUAUUACUUGAUAACAUAACAUCUAGAUUUCGAUUUUAACUCUCCAAAAUCUGAAAACACAUUUACAUGUUUGAUUUCGUUGAAAUUCCAAAAACUAUCAAAAAACUGUGCUGUGUUGUUGUACUUUGAUUAUUUGAUUGAUUCAUCAAAGUACAGCGAGAGCUAUGGAAGAUCAACCACAAGGAACGUUACAAAACGUUCUAGAACAAGAUUCUCUCAAGUGGGUUUUCGUUGGUGGCAAAGGUGGUGUUGGUAAAACCACAUGCAGUUCUAUCCUCUCUAUCCUUCUCGCUUCUGUUCGCUCUUCUGUUCUCAUCAUCUCAACCGACCCUGCUCACAAUCUCAGCGAUGCUUUUCAACAGCGUUUCACAAAAACCCCUACUUUGGUUAAUGGUUUCUCCAAUCUCUAUGCAAUGGAAGUGGAUCCUGCGGUUGAGCAUGAUGAUAUGGGUAGUUCUGAUGGGAUGGAUAGUUUGUUCUCUGAGCUUGCUGGUGCAAUUCCUGGAAUUGAUGAGGCUAUGAGCUUUGCUGAGAUGUUGAAAUUGGUGCAGACAAUGGAUUAUUCUGUCAUUGUAUUCGACACCGCUCCAACUGGUCAUACACUUAGACUGUUGCAAUUCCCGUCGGUUUUAGAGAAGGGUCUUGCAAAGAUGAUGUCUUUGAAAAAUAAAUUUGGGGGUUUGUUUAGUCAGAUGACUCGCAUGUUUGGCAUGGGUGAUGAUUUUGGUGAAGAUGCACUCCUCGGAAAGCUUGAAGGAAUGAAAGAUGUAAUUGAACAAGUCAAUCGGCAAUUCAAAGAUCCAGACAUGACAACCUUUGUCUGUGUUUGCAUUCCCGAAUUUCUCUCGCUUUACGAAACUGAACGAUUGGUUCAAGAACUCACAAAGUUUGAGAUUGACACACACAACAUCAUCAUUAAUCAAGUAAUCUUUGACGAUGAAGAUGUUGAAUCCAAGUUACUUAAAGCAAGAAUGAAAAUGCAACAGAAGUACUUGGACCAGUUUUACAUGUUGUAUGAUGACUUUAAUAUUACCAAGCUGCCACUUCUUCCAGAAGAGGUUACUGGUGUUGAAGCUCUGAGAUCAUUUUCAAGAAAUUUCACGCUACCGUAUAAACCGUUAUGCAGUACUGAUCAAGUAGAGCGAUUAGAGCGAAGAGUAUCAGCGUUACAGAGUCAGUUAAAAGAUGCUGAAGAAGAGUUGGAGAAAGUCAAAAGAGGGAAGCAAAAGGCUUGAUUUGAUUCAUUGCUGUGAAUCAUAUGAAUAAUGCCGUUAUUGUAAUUUCCUUUUUGUUCACAUUUUUGUUGUUGUUGAAGUUUACAUGUUAUUACGAAACUUCCUUUUAUGUGUUGGAUUCAAAUGUAAGUCAUUUAUCAGUUUUGUUCUAUUUUAAUUCAUGUAGCUUUUUGUGAUGUAAACUGAAAAGAAAAGGAUAGAAUUGGUGAGUGUAGUUUAAGUUGUUUCGGGAAUA
Messenger RNA from Lathyrus oleraceus (garden pea), 1476 nucleotides. Its product is annotated as ATPase GET3A. The transcript is spliced from 7 exons. Gene Ontology annotation, biological process: tail-anchored membrane protein insertion into ER membrane. NCBI's taxonomy places the organism in Eukaryota, Viridiplantae, Streptophyta, Magnoliopsida, Fabales, Fabaceae. Bases 171 to 1241 code for a protein of 356 amino acids. Gene Ontology annotation, molecular function: ATP binding; ATP hydrolysis activity. Gene Ontology annotation, cellular component: GET complex. The record is from RefSeq and is a predicted model, not a curated record.